Messenger RNA from Callorhinus ursinus (northern fur seal), 2111 nucleotides. Lineage: Eukaryota; Metazoa; Chordata; Mammalia; Carnivora; Otariidae. The record is from RefSeq and is a predicted model, not a curated record.
CCUGUGGGUGCCACAGCGUCCCUGGUCCCAGCCGGGACGCACCACCGAGGCCUAGAGGCCAGUGGGAGGGGACGCGGGCGGUUCAGCGUCCGGGGAGCCGGAGAAACCGCGCGGCGCCCAGGCCCCUCAGAGCGGGGCCCUUGCCUCUUCUCGAAAGUCAGCUCGUCUCCCUUCGGGCACGGGCGCCCCGGGACCCCGGGGGCCGCUGAGCUGGGGGGGCGCUCGAGCUGCGAGGACCCCGGCUGCCCGCAGGACGAGGAGCGGGAGCCCAGGAUGGGGUGCAUGAAGUCCAAAUUCCUCCAGGACAGAGGCAAGGUCUCAAAAACCGAGCCCAGCACCAACCCACACAGCACUGUGUAUGUGCCAGAUCCUACGUCUGCAAGCAAGCGGCGUCCUGACAACAGCAACAACCCACCAGGGUCCACAGGUGCAGGUCCUGAUGACAUCAUUGUGAUUGCCCUUUAUGAUUAUGAGGCCAUUCACCCUGAAGACCUCAGUUUCCAGAAGGGAGAUCAGAUGGUGGUCCUGGAAGAGUCUGGGGAAUGGUGGAAGGCUCGAUCCCUGGCCACCCGGAAAGAAGGCUACAUCCCAAGCAACUAUGUCGCCCACGUUGACUCUCUGGAGACAGAGGAGUGGUUCUUCAAGGACAUCAGCCGGAAGGAUGCAGAGCGCCAACUCCUGGCCCCGGGCAACGUGCUGGGUUCCUUCAUGAUCCGGGACAGCGAGACCACCAAAGGAAGCUACUCUUUGUCUGUGCGAGACUAUGACCCCCAGCACAGGGACGCAGUGAAACAUUACAAGAUCCGGACCCUGGACAGUGGGGGCUUCUACAUCUCUCCACGGAGCACCUUCAGCACCCUACAGGAGCUGGUGGCCCACUACAAGAAGGGGAGUGAUGGACUCUGCCAGAAGCUGACAGUGCCCUGCAUGUCCGCCAAGCCCCAGAAGCCGUGGGAGAAGGAUGCCUGGGAGAUACCCCGGGAAUCCCUCAAGCUGGAGAAGAAACUUGGAGCCGGGCAGUUUGGGGAAGUCUGGAUGGCCACCUACAACAAGCACACCAAGGUGGCCGUGAAGACAAUGAAGCCAGGGAGCAUGUCUGUGGAGGCCUUCCUGGCAGAGGCCAAUCUGAUGAAGACUCUGCAGCAUGACAAGCUGGUGAAGCUGCAUGCAGUGGUCACAGAGGAACCCAUCUACAUCAUCACGGAGUUCAUGGCCAAAGGAAGCCUGCUGGACUUCCUGAAAAGUGCAGAGGGCAGCAAGCAGCCAUUGCCCAAGCUCAUUGACUUCUCAGCCCAGAUUGCAGAAGGCAUGGCCUUCAUCGAGCAGAGGAACUACAUUCACCGAGACCUCCGAGCCGCCAACAUCCUGGUCUCUGCGUCCCUGGUGUGUAAGAUCGCCGACUUUGGCCUGGCACGUGUCAUCGAGGACGAGUACAUGGCUCGGGAAGGGGCCAAGUUCCCCAUCAAGUGGACAGCUCCUGAAGCCAUCAACUUUGGCUCUUUCACCAUCAAGUCAGACGUCUGGUCCUUUGGUAUUCUGCUGAUGGAGAUCGUCACCUAUGGCCGGAUCCCUUACCCAGGGAUGACAAAUCCUGAGGUGAUCCGGGCACUGGAGCGCGGAUACCGCAUGCCUCGACCAGAGCACUGCCCUGAGGAGCUCUACAACAUUAUGACACGCUGCUGGAAGAACCGCCCUGAGGAGCGGCCGACCUUUGAAUAUAUCCAGAGUGUGCUGGACGACUUCUACACGGCCACUGAGAGCCAGUACCAACACCCGUGAUGGGCGGACCCGGACGGGGCCAGGUACCCCGCUGAUGCCCAAGAGGUGCCUCCAGCGUCACCUGCUGGUGCCGGCUCACCCUUGCUGGUCCCAGACACCACCCACCCCCAGCUCCAGCCACAGUUCCUCAUCUGUCAAGGGGUUCAACCGGACAAUCUCUUUUUGACUCCAGCAAUCUACAAUCCGCGCCCCCCUCAGGAGACCCCAAGUUGAUACUUCUAUUGCCUGGGACAGCUGGAUUCCAGUUACAGCUGUGGUUUGGAUGGGAAACUUUAAAAAUAAUGAAAUAAGUAUUUAAAUAAAAGAUACAAAUGCUAAAGGCUUUACUGACA